Sinocyclocheilus rhinocerous is the source of this 3587-nucleotide messenger RNA. RefSeq names its product vigilin-like. NCBI's taxonomy places the organism in Eukaryota, Metazoa, Chordata, Actinopteri, Cypriniformes, Cyprinidae. The annotation marks the transcript as partial. Gene Ontology annotation, molecular function: mRNA binding. The transcript has 26 exons. The record is from RefSeq and is a predicted model, not a curated record.
GUCGAUUCUCAGCAGCAGUGUUUACUGUCAGCAGACCAGCGGCUAGGCUUUUCCGUCUGAUAAGGGCUGAACAAACAGACUGACACUGAAGAGCUCUCAGUAGCAUCCACCUGGACGGACUUUCUGGUUUUCGACCCUUUGCAGGAUAGCGGAUCAGGUCUUGAAACAUGAGCUCUGUGGCAGUGUUGACUCAGGAGAGUUUUGCAGAGCACCGCAGUGGCUUGAAGGACGUUGAGAUCACAGGUCGUGUGCCAGAAGAUGAAGCAUAUAUACCCACCUAUCUGGAAGCCUUUCCACCUUUGCCGGACAAGGGCACUCCAGGUGAGAAGACCGGUGAGCCGGCAAGUGCUUGGAGCAAAAUCCGACCCAUCAAAGCCUCUGUUAUCACUCAGGUGUUCCAUGUCCCUUUGGAGGAGCGGCGGUAUAAAGACAACAGUCAGUUUGGUGAGGGUGAGGAGGCAAAAGUGUGCCUGGAUAUCAUGCAAAAGACCGGGGCACAUAUCGAACUCUCUCUUGCCAAGGACCAAGGCCUCUCCAUCAUGGUGACUGGAAAACUGGAUUCGGUUAUGAAAGCGAGGAAGGAGAUUGUGGCCCGACUGCAGACUCAGGCUUCAGCGACUGUGCUUAUUCCGAAAGAACAUCAUCGGUUUGUGAUCGGAAAGAAUGGGGAGAAGUUGCAGGAGCUGGAGCUGAAAACAGCCACCAAGAUCGCCAUCCCCCGAUCUGACGAUCCCAACGCCAACAUCCGUAUCACCGGCACCAAGGACGGCAUAGAGAAAGCUCGCCAUGAAAUCCAGCUCAUCUCCGCUGAGCAGGAUAAGCGUGCCGUGGAACGUUUGUCUUUUGAGAAGGCUUUUCAUCCAUUCAUCGCUGGUGCAUAUAAUCAACUCGUUCAAGAAGUUAGUCAGGAGACCGGAGCUCGUAUUAGCAUCCCGCCACCCAGCGUACCCAAAGAUGAGAUUGUCAUUACCGGCGAGAAGGAGGCAGUUGCCAUGGCGAUUGCCCGCAUCCGGGCCAUCUAUGAAGAGAAGAAACGAAAAACAACCACAAUCUCAGUGGAGGUGAAGAAGUCACAACAUAAGUACAUAGUAGGCCCCAAAGGCAACACCCUACAGGAAAUCCUGGAGAACACGGGGGUGUCUGUGGAGAUGCCCCCUCUGGACUCCGCAUCUGAGACCAUCAUCCUCAGAGGAGAACCGGACAAGCUGGGUCCGGCUCUCACGCAGGUGUACGCCAAGGCUAAAAGUGUGAUAGUGGUGGAGGUGAUUGCUCCGGCUUGGCUCCAUCGUUUCAUCAUUGGCAAGAAAGGACAAAACAUCAGUCGCAUUACUCAGCAGCUGCCUAAGGUGCAUAUAGAGUUUACUGAUGGAGAGGAACGUAUCAGUCUGGAGGGGCCGACGGAGGAGGUAGAACAAGCCCAGGCUCAGAUACAGGAGAUUAUAAAAGACCUGAUGGCAAGAAUGGACUAUGCAGAGAUUAACAUUGACCACCGUUUCCACAGACACCUCAUUGGCAAAAACGGGGCCAACAUAAAUCGGAUAAAGGAGCAGUAUAAGGUAUCAGUGCGGAUUCCUCAGGAUUCGGAGCGCUGUGGGCUGGUUCGUAUUGAGGGUGAUCCUCAGGGAGUACAGCUCGCUCGCAAGGAACUGAUGGACAUGGCCCAACGUAUGGAAAAUGAACGCACGAAAGACCUUAUAAUAGAGCAUAAGUUUCACCGCACCAUCAUUGGGCAGAAAGGAGAGAAGAUCAAAGAAGUACGGGACAAGUUCCCUGAGGUCAUUAUCAUCUUUCCAGACCAGCAACAGAAAAGUGACAUAGUACAGCUCAGAGGGCCUAAAAACGAAGUGGAGAAAUGUGCGAAGUUUCUCCAGAAACUCAUCGCUGAGCUGGUUGAGAGCAGCUUCUCAAUUUCUGUACCCAUCCACAAGCAGUUCCACAAAAACAUCAUUGGCAAAGGAGGUGCCAACAUCAAAAAGAUACGUGAGGAGACCAACACCAAGAUUGAUCUCCCAACGGAGAACAGUAACUCGGAGAUGAUUGUAAUAACUGGAAAGAAGAGCAGCUGUGAAGCCGCACGAGAUCGGAUCCUUGCCAUUCAGAAUGAGCUGGCCAACCUGAAGGAGGCUGAGGUUUCCAUCCCAGCCAAGCUGCACAACUCUCUGAUUGGAUCCAAGGGCAGUCUGGUGCGCUCUGUGAUGGAAGAGUGUGGGGGUGUUCACAUCCACUUCCCUGCGGAGGGCUCAGGGUUGGACAAGGUCACCAUCCGAGGUCCUGCAGAGGAGGUGGAGAGAGCCAGGAGACAACUGCUGCAGUUGGCGGAGGAGAAGCAAGUCAACAACUUCUCAGUGGAGCUUCAAGCCAAGCCAGAGUACCAUAAGUUCCUGAUAGGCAAAGGAGGAGCUAAUAUCCGACGGGUACGGGAUCGAACCGGAGCACGAAUCAUCUUCCCAUCACCAGAUGAGCCAGAACAGGAGCACAUUACCAUCAUGGGUAAAGAGGAGGCUGUAUGGCUUGCCCAGAAAGAGCUGGAGACCCUCAUUAAAAAUCUGGAUGACGUGAUAGAGGACAGUAUGGUCGUGGACCCCCGGCAUCACCGUCACUUCGUCUGUCGGAGAGGGCAGGUGUUGAGAGAGUUGGCGGAGGAAUAUGGCGGUGUAGCUGUUAGCUUCCCUCGCACGGGCACACACAGUGACAAUAUCACUCUCAAAGGACCCAGAGAGUGUGUUGACGCUGCUAAGAAACGCAUUCAGGAGAUUGUUCAAGAUCUUGAGUCACAGGUGAAUGUGGAGGUGGUGAUUCCUCAGCGGUACCACAGAGCCGUCAUGGGACCCAAAGGCUGCAAAAUACAACAAAUUACACGGGAACAUGAAGUUCUGAUCAAAUUUCCAGACAGAGAUGAGUGUGCAGCUCAGGAACCUGCAUCUCCAGAGAACGGGGAUACGGAUCUCAUUCCUCGGAAGUGCGAUAUCAUCAUUGUGACGGGACAGGCCGAAAAGUGCGAGUUGGCUCGUGCAGCUUUACUUGCCUUAGUUCCUGUGACGAUUGAUGUUGAGGUUUCCUAUGACCUUCAUCGUUACAUCAUAGGACAGAAAGGAGCUGGAAUAAGGAAAAUGAUGGAGGACUAUGAGGUGAACAUUUGGGUUCCUCAGCCUGAGCAACAGUCAGAUAUCAUAAAGAUCACAGGACAGGUGGCCAGUGUGGAGCGGGCCAAACAGGGACUGCUGGAGAGAGUCAAGGAGCUGCAGGCGGAGCAGGAAGAUCGGGCCUUACGGAGCUAUAAGGUGACGCUCUCAGUAGACCCGAAAUAUCACCCCAAAAUUAUAGGCCGUAAAGGAGCCGUCAUCUCUCAAAUACGCAAAGACUACGAUGUCAAUGUGCAGUUCCCUGACAAAGGUGAAGAGCAGCAGGAUGUAAUUGUAAUCUCGGGUUAUGAGAGGAAUGCUAAUGAGGCCAGGGCAGCUAUAGAGCAGCUGGUGGCAGCACUGCAAGAUAUGGUGAGUGAGGACAUCCGGCUGGACCGGCGGGUCCACGCACGCAUCAUCGGAGCACGCGGCAAAGCCAUUCGGAAACUCAUGGAGGAGUUCAAA